UUUUCUGUCAGUUAAAUUGCAGACGUUGAAGUGUGAGCACUACAUGUUAUUGUGUCAGUAAAAUGUGUGCUGUUUUACAUUAUUUUUUAUUGAAUUUCAUGCUUGGCGUUGUUUUAACUUUCGCUUUGCCAUUCGAAGGAUUGUUUCCAGUGGAUUUGAUACAUUACAAUGAUUUUCAUGCGAGGUUCGAAGAAACGUCAGUUGAGACGCCAACUUGUCGAUUUAACAACAAUUCCUGUAUUGGUGGUCUGCCGAGACUCUUCCAGAAGAUAGAAGAGUUACGAAAGGAGAAACCAGAUUCCAUCUUACUGAACGCCGGAGAUAGCUUUCAGGGGACGUAUUGGUAUACUCUUCUUAAAUGGAAUGUUACACAAGAGUUUAUGAAUCUUUUGCCCCAUGACGCUCAUGCUAUCGGAAACCAUGAGUUUGACGAUGGACCACAAGGGUUGGCUCCAUAUCUCCAAGCUCUCAAAGCACCAGUACUUGCUGCCAACAUGGACGCCAGUAAGGAACCAAUUUUACAAGGUCUCUAUAGAGGUCAUGUUAUCAUAGAACGAAGAAAAAGAAGAAUUGGACUCAUUGGAUUAAUUACUCCUGAUACAAAAAUAUUAUCAUCCGCCGGUAAUGUAGAGUUCACUGAUCCUGGCGAGGCGAUGAGACGAGAAGCUAAGUGGCUUAAUGAGAAAGGUGUAGACAUCAUCAUUGUGCUCUCACAUUGUGGCCUCGAAGUCGACAAGACAUUAGCACGCGAUUACGGCAAAUACGUGGACAUAAUAGUGGGCGGACAUUCCCACUCUUUACUGUGGAACGGUCCCUCUCCUAGCGGGGAAGACGUUGCCGGUCCAUAUCCCGUUUUUGUUCAAUCUACUGCCACGACCAAACAUAAGGUUUUAAUAGUACAAGCAUCAGCCUUCACCAAAUAUAUGGGUAACUUAACAGUGUAUUUCAAUUAUAGAGGUGACUAUGUUAAAUGGGAGGGAGGACCGGUUUUCCUUGACAGAUCUUUACCGGAAGAUAAGGAGAUAAAGGCAAAGCUAGCGCCUUACGCAGCCAUGGUGCAUGCAGCCGAAAAGGAGAUAGUGGGUGAAACAUCUAAAACACUCCACUUUGAGGAGUGUGUGUCUGGGGAAUGCGCUUUGGGAGAUCUAUUGGUUGAUGCAAUGACAGAAUAUGGAAAAUCUUUGAAACCUGACUUGCAUUACGUUGGUUUUAUUCAGCGCGGGAACAUAAAGUCUUCUAUUCCGAGCGGAAAUAUAACGAAAGGGGUCAUAUUCGAACUUUUGCCGUUUAACGACCGUAUUGAGAUUUUCGAGUUACAAGGCAAAGAUAUAUUGAAAGCCUUGGAGAGAAGCUUUUCCGGAGCCUGGAACAUUAAUCCGUUUAAGGGUCCCUACGUGUUACAACUGUCUGGUCUUCAAGUGACAUACAACGUGUCACUACCUGAAGGGCAGCGUGUGAAAUCAGUAUUCGUUGGCCACAGUAAAUCUAAUAUAUCCCUAGAUCCACAUAUAUAUUAUCACGUGAUAGCACCAGCAUACCUGUCGGACGGAGGAGACGGAUUUAACAUGUUCAAAGAAGGAAAACGAAAUACCGAGAUCGUUGGUCGAGAUGAGAAAGUUUUGGAACUUUACAUAAAGAAGCACUCUCCGUUAAACAUCAACACGGACGGACGGAUUUUCGUCAAUUAUUGAAUGACAAUAAUUUUUAUGUUCUAAAUAAAUAUGCCAAGUUAAUUGAUGUAUUUAUUUUAUAGUGUUUACUAUGAAUUCAAACAUUGUUAUUCCGAGGUUUUACUUUUGUAUGUUUUGUUUUAAGUAAAUAUUGAAACUAAUUAAUAAUAAACAAAUCAAACAUA
Danaus plexippus (monarch butterfly) is the source of this 1855-nucleotide messenger RNA. RefSeq names its product apyrase-like. The coding region runs from base 63 to 1691 and encodes 542 amino acids. Gene Ontology annotation, cellular component: plasma membrane. NCBI's taxonomy places the organism in Eukaryota, Metazoa, Arthropoda, Insecta, Lepidoptera, Nymphalidae. Gene Ontology annotation, molecular function: 5'-nucleotidase activity; nucleotide binding; metal ion binding. The record is from RefSeq and is a predicted model, not a curated record. The transcript is spliced from 11 exons. Gene Ontology annotation, biological process: AMP catabolic process.